This is a messenger RNA of Dendrobium catenatum, 1429 nucleotides long. RefSeq names its product probable prolyl 4-hydroxylase 9. The transcript has 8 exons. Gene Ontology annotation, biological process: peptidyl-proline hydroxylation to 4-hydroxy-L-proline. Bases 359 to 1240 code for a protein of 293 amino acids. Gene Ontology annotation, molecular function: iron ion binding; procollagen-proline 4-dioxygenase activity; L-ascorbic acid binding. NCBI's taxonomy places the organism in Eukaryota, Viridiplantae, Streptophyta, Magnoliopsida, Asparagales, Orchidaceae. The record is from RefSeq and is a predicted model, not a curated record. Gene Ontology annotation, cellular component: endoplasmic reticulum.
CUCGGAUUUGGAUCUGAGUCCGAUCCAUGGACGGAUAAGGACAUAGGCUUAGGUGGAAUUCAACGGAUGAGCAGUCGACCGGCGCGCGGCGGCGAAGGGUUUACUGCCGGCGUUUUAGCCGUGUACCAGUAGCCUCACAUGUGUCAGCAAUCUGCUCCUCGAUUCUCACUUCUCACUUCUCACCGAGUGACCGAUCAGGCGCACCAACGGCCUCUUGGUCCCGCCGCGCACACAGAAACGCGGAUUCAGAAGGCGCGAUUUGGACUUUCUUCAAGAUUUUCUUUUUCUUUUGUCUCUCAUUUAUUCAUAUUCAGACACAAACUACAGGAGAGAUAUAUCGCUUCUUUGAUUUGUGCCGAUGAGAGGAGCCCAAGGAAGGCCGGUGCUUAGGGACCUAGAGAGGGCCAAGCUAGGGCUUCCUCUGGCUCUCUUCUUUUGCUUGCUCUUCUUCUUCGUCGGGUUCUUCGGAUCCAUGUUUGUCUCCCAGGAUUUUUUGAACUUUGGUCGUGUGCGUCGGGUGAGUUUGAUGGAAUUGAGCGAGGUGGACGUCGGUGCGGUGGAGCCAGCAACGCGUUACUGGGCGAGCAGAGAAGCCGAAUCAGGGAUUCCUUUUCAGAUUUUGAGCUGGAGACCUCGAGCAGUGUACUUUCCAAAGUUUGCAACACUAGAGCAAUGCCUUAGCAUAAUAAAAAAUUCAAGGUCAAAACUUUCACCAUCGACUUUGGCUUUACGUGAUGGGGAAACAGCUGAGAAUACCAAAGGAAUAAGAACAAGUACUGGUGCAUUCAUCAGUAAGUCAGAUGAUUCAUCUGGCACGUUGAAUGAACUUGAAGAGAAAAUAGCAAGGGUUACGAUGAUUCCGAGAAGUCAAGGAGAGGACUUCUACAUUCUCCGUUACCAGAUUGGGCAGAGGUAUGCUUCUCAUUAUGAUGCAUUCAGCCCAGCUGAAUAUGGCCCUCAGAAAAGCCAAAGGAUUGCUACAUUUUUAAUUUAUUUAUCAGAUGUUGAGGAAGGAGGGGAAACUAUGUUUCCUUACGAGAAUGGCUCUAAUAUGGAUAUUGAGUAUGAUUACUUCAAAUGCAUUGGUUUGACAGUGAAGCCUAGCAGAGGAGACGGGCUUUUAUUUUAUUCUGUAUUUACAAACGGCACAAUUGAUCUGACAUCACUUCAUGGAAGUUGCCCAGUCAUCAAAGGGGAAAAAUGGGUAGCAACAAAGUGGCUGAGAGAUCAAACUGAAUAAGAGGUCUUCGUGGAUGCAUCAACAGGGAAUCAAUACUUCAUAAAAUUUUACAUUAGAGAAGCUAUGUUAAGAACUUGUUUAAGAUUUUCUCAUAAGGCCCCAUUUGAUUCUUGUUUUUUUUUCUUUCUCCUGUAGUAAUGUACAUAUACUGUACUAUAUAUAGUUCAAAUAAAAUCCAGUUUUGUUUUA